CUCUGAAAAAAUGCUUUUUCUUUCAGGGCUUGUUGGCGCUUUGCUGUUGCUAACUGCUGAAGCAAGAGUUGGAAACUCCUCUGACUGCGAGUUCUGCACUGAGACUGAAGAAUGCCUGUUAUAUGAUCUGGUCUGUGAAACUGACAGAUAUGAGGUCCGGCACUACAGCGCUGUCAAAUGGGUUUACACUACAGAGAAAGGCUACAUCAUGGAAUUUGCAGUAUGGAGAGCAGUCGAACGACUGAUUGAAUACAUCAGUGGUGAAAACAAGGAGGGAAAGAAAAUCAAAAUGACAACUCCUGUUGUUGUGACUAUUCCUGAGAACACAAGAUUUUGGGAGAAGAAUGAGUAUGUAGUAAGUUUCUUGCUGCCAUCUGAGCAUCAGAGGAAUGCCCCCAUGCCUACUGAUGAUAAGCAGGUGCUCUUCUACGACCAGCCAGAAAUGUACAUGUAUGUACUGGGCUAUGGAGGAUGGAUGACGAGUCUUUCUGACAAAAUUAAAUCCAGCAGUCUCAGCCGAGCACUGAACUCAGCUGGUGCAAAGUACGUGAAAGACUUGCACUUUGCAGUUGUCUACAACAGUCCAAUGAAGUGGUUUGAUAGGCACAAUGAGGUGUGGAUGCUUGCUGAUGGUAAGCCGGUGUGUUCCAGCAGCGAGGACAUGGAUAUUGGAUUUCCUUUUUUCAACUGA
This is a messenger RNA of Cheilinus undulatus (humphead wrasse), 691 nucleotides long. Its product is annotated as heme-binding protein 2-like. The record is from RefSeq and is a predicted model, not a curated record. The coding region runs from base 11 to 691 and encodes 226 amino acids. Gene Ontology annotation, cellular component: cytoplasm. Lineage: Eukaryota; Metazoa; Chordata; Actinopteri; Labriformes; Labridae. The transcript has 7 exons.